Messenger RNA from Drosophila ficusphila, 6773 nucleotides. RefSeq lists its product as uncharacterized. The record is from RefSeq and is a predicted model, not a curated record. The coding region runs from base 192 to 6506 and encodes 2104 amino acids. NCBI's taxonomy places the organism in Eukaryota, Metazoa, Arthropoda, Insecta, Diptera, Drosophilidae. The transcript has 9 exons. Gene Ontology annotation, molecular function: metal ion binding. Gene Ontology annotation, cellular component: COPII-coated ER to Golgi transport vesicle.
GCUCUUCGUGGUGACUGUCUAUCGCGGGAAGAAGCAGUAGUUGCCUGCCUGGAACUUUUCUCGGUUUUUCCGUUUAAAACAGUCGUGGGUGUGAAAAUCCUGCAGUGAUAUAGUUCUCAAGUCAGUUGAGGACUUAAAGCAAACGUACCCAUUAAAUAAAUCUAAAUAAAAGCACCAGUUUGCCCGCUAACAUGUCGGAAAGAUCCAAAGGUGACGUGUCCGCUCGCAUAAACAACAAUGCAAACGCGACGCGUGUCGUUAAAAAUCCCCUUUUGAGCGCCUCGGUGACCGGCCUGAGUUUUGAUGACUUCCCAAACAAGCCGCAGCUGCUGCCUGCUGCACCGCCCGUGGUCCAUGCCACGCCCCCUGCGCCCACGCCCGUCCUCAUCGCUGGCAUCUUGAACCGCGAACCGAAAACUUUGGUUACCGUAGGCCAGCCAUCGAGCAUUGACGACAGCGAAGCCCUCGACGAGAUUAACUUGAACACCAGCAGCGAGGAUUCCACUGGCGCCGGAGGAUCGAGUCCAUAUCAAGGUGCUGGCGAUCUGAACGCCAAUCCUCUGUUGGAACCACUUCAGGAGCAAGGCAACGAUUCCUUGUUGAGCCAGGCGGCCUCCUCGUUUACCGCCCUGCCAUCGGUGGCCUCCAAUGUGUUCUCCACCUUCUCGAAACGAAUCUACGCCGGCAGCAGGGAGUCCUCCGAGGAGCCCAAGUUGGACAUUCAGCCCACUUACAUUCAGCAGGCCAGCUACGCUCCUCCAGUAGCUCCUAUACCAGCUCCAUUUUACGCAGCUCCUCCAGUGGCCGCCAAUGAAGUGGUCGCCCCCGAACCACCCAAGUUCUACGCACCCACUGAGGUGCCGCCAACGAACGUAGGAGUCCCUGGACCAACAUCAGGUGCAGGAAAUCCCAAUACCUAUCGAUUCACCGCUAGAAAGAAGCUAUACGCUCCCAUUCCCGGUCUCUCGGAGCAGUCUGGACAGGCUUCUCAGUAUCCACAGGCUCCGCAAGCAGCUCCAUUACCGUUCCAAACGCCACCAUAUCCACCUCAGCCAACACCCGCUGUAGCUCCGAACCCUUCAGCCUUCGACAUAUCAGCUCAGUCGGCUCCCAUUCCCACAGAGGAACGUAAGUCGGGAGGAGGACUCUUCUCGCUGACGAGUCUCGUGCCCACGGGAGUUCUGCAAAACAUCUCGGGACUCGUGCAGUCCGCCACUGGUCGAAGCAGUGAGCCAGAGCAAGUGAAUCCUCCACAAACGGGAGGUUACUUUGAUAUUUCAACAGGACCAUCAGCUCCUGCGACCAACUAUUUCGGAGGUCCAAAUCCAGCACCGCCGACAGGAGGUAACUUCUUCGUACCAGGAGCCACUCCAUCUUUGCCCGCACCCGAGGUAGCAGCUCCUCCUUCUGUAGGAAGUUUCUUUGCGCCAUCAGUUCCGUUGCCUGUGGCUCCACCAUCCGGAGCAGCAUUACCAUCAGCCGCACCACCAACUGCAGGAGGAUUCUUUGCUCCAGCAGCGACUUCAGUCGCUCCAGGAAUACCAACUCCAGUACCUUCUGUUUUCACGCCAGGAUUAGUUCCACCUGUGGCCACACAAGAGGUUCCACCAGCAAACCUUCCUCCAGCAUCGGCAGUAGGAGGUUUCUUCAAUCCAGCAGCUGUUCCACCUGUUGCCACUCAAGCUGUUCCACCAAAACCUGAAGCUACAUUAGGAGAACAACCAGAUAUCCUUCCUCCAACAUCUUCAGUAGGAGGAUUCUUUAAUCCAGGAGCGGUUCCGCCUGUACCAGCAACCGCAUCAGCAGUACCAGAAGCAAAUCUACCUGCAACUUCAUCGCCAGGAGGAUUCUUUACACCAGCAUCGGUUCCACCAGUUCCAGCACAAGCUGUUCCCCUAAUACCUGCAGCCACAUCAGCAGUACCACCAGCAAAUCUCCCACCAACAUCCGCAGUGGGAGGUUUCUUCACUCCAGCAGCUGUUCUACCUGUUGCUCCAACAGCUACAAAUCCGAAUCCCCUACCAGGAGCUCCGCCCGUGGCAGCUGUACCACCACCGGCCGCUGGACAGGCAUCGUAUCGCCUGCAAAAGGGCACUCGUCUCUACAGGAGUCCAUUGACUGCGCAGGAAACAGCAGCAUCUACUGGCUUCGCCGCUCCUUUGCCACCCACAUCGGCACCUGCGGCUAUUUUCAAUCCAUUCGGAGCAACUGUUCCAGGAGGUUUUAGUUCAGGAAGUCAACCAGAUAACCAGAACAGCCAAGGGGUCCCACUCUUUGUGCCUGCCUUCACUCCGGCUGUACCACCAACAGGUCAGACACCGGAAAUCGGACAAGGAUUCUCUGCUCCACCAUUAGGUUUUGCUGCAGGGGUUGCUCCUCCGCCACCAGCAUCUAUUGCUCCACCAACAGCAGCAACUACUGCAAGUUUUGCUCCUCCAACUUCAGCAUCUACUGCAAGUUUUGUUCCACCGCCAGCAGCAUCAAUUGCUAGUGUUGCUCCGCCACCAGCAGCAUCAAUUGCUCCUCCGCCAGCAACAUCAAUUGCUCCUCCUCCAGUAGCAACUAUUCCAGGUGUUGCUCCUCCAUCUGCACAGUCUUUUGCUCCACCACCAGCAUCAUCUAUUGCUCCUCCACCAGCAGCAUCUUUUGCUCCUCCACCAGCAGCAUCUAUUGCUCCUCCACUAGCAGCAUCUAUUGCUCCUCCAGCAGCAGCAUAUAUUGCUCCUCCACCAGCAGCAUCUAUUGCUAAUAUUCCUCAAGCAGCAAAUAUUGCAAGUGUACCACUCUUCGCUGCACCACCAACAUUCUCCACGGGCAUUCCCUUCUUUAAUCCGCAACCAACAGAGCAAGAAGUAGCAACUGCUUUGAUCCAAAAGGAAACUCCAGCAAGUUCCUUCUUUGCUCCCCAAUCAUCGGCAGAGACUUCUCUGCUUGAAAAGAGUACUUCAAGUGCUGCUUCGGAAAUUGAAAAAGUGGUUCAAGAGCCGUCAUCCAACCAAGGAAUUCCGUUCUUUGCAGCUCCACCUCCAGCCACAGCAGGAAUUAAUCUAUUUACACCACAAUUCAAUCAAGAGGAACCGGCAAUAAAAGAGGAACCUGAGCAGGCACAAACUCAAGAAACAUCUUUGAUUGCAGCACCAAAAGAAACUACUGAAACUGCAGCCAGCGAAAAUACAUUAUUUGGCCCUGGAGUAAUUGAACCUGUUGUAGAAGAUACUCCAAAGACAAGUGAACCAGAAGCAGAAGGAACUCCAUCUGCGCCUGAGGAGGAAGAAACCCCAUUAUUCGUGCCAGUUCCACCUUCAUCUGGACAAAGCCAAGGCGUACCACUGUAUCCACCGCUGCCAACAGGAUCCACCAACGCAAGCGAGCUUUUUGCUCCUCCGCCAGUAGCUUCAAGUGCUUCAUUGUUUGCUACUGAACCUGCGACAUCUACGGUUUCCUCAUUUUUUGCACCUUCUCAAGAGGAUUCUACCACCUCGUUAUUCGCUCCGCCACCAGCUGCAAUAUUCAAUCCGCUGUUUGCUCCUCUACCAGCAAGCCAAUCCGCUCCAGAACCGACUCCGGCAACACCUUCCGAGUUAGUGGAUGCUCCACCUGGUUUUCUUGGAACCCCAGAAGCCCUCACUCAUAAUCAGUUCCAGAGUAACUCCGAUACCCAAACGGUUUUCAGUCCGUUUGCACAAACAAAAUCAACACCUUUGAUUCAGGAAACUGGGCAGGAAUUAGUGCCACCUCCCAUUGGAUUUUUUGCCCAGCCAACGGAAGACGAAGCAGCGAACCACCCGCCACUUGCUCCCUCACCGCUGCAGAGCUUCUUCAGCGCAGCACCACCAGCAACUGCAUCCGCGGACUUUAAUUUCUUUGCGAAUCCAGCACCAAGCAGUGUAUUUCCGGACUUGCCAGUUCAGCAGGGAAUUGCACCACCACCGUUGGCACAGGAGAAACCUCCACAGGCCGGUGACUUAAGUACUGCCUCAGCUCCUCUGGGAUUCGAACAGCUGAACCAAUCCCAGCAAGCGCAAGAGCAAACGGCAAGUCAGCCCGAAAAUUCGUAUCCAAAUUCAAGUGUCAACUCUUUCACCGGCUUUUUUGGGGGCCACGGUGCCGCUCCACCGGCACCAGUUGCAGCUGAACCUGCUCCACUGACCAACAGCGAUCAGGUCAACUUUUUCGACCAGGUGCCCCAGCCUCAAACUCAGUCGCAAAUUCCAGAAGCCAACGAGGAUCAGCGUAUUCAGAACUUCUUCAACAAUCCACCGCUGCAGGAUCAACCAGCUGCACCGGGUGAACUCAAAUACGACAUCGUUCACAGCGGAGUGGCUGUGAAGCAACUGCAGGAGCGUUCGCAAACUCCCAUCUCGAAUCUUGUCGAGCCGCCGUCGUCCGCCUGCUCCGAGUUCUCAACAAUCGCUCCAGUUCCUCCCCCAAGCGAUCGUCAACCGGGCGAGGAUCUACUUCAACAGCAUCUGGGAGAGUUGCCCGAGGAGAUUCUCAGAGAGCUCAGGAUGGCCAGUGCCAGCAGCGAAAAGGUGGCGACACCUCCAGUCGCUAUUGCUUAUUCACCAGUGGUUGUCCAUUGGUUCUACAAACGAAGCGUAGAUGCAAAGUUCAUCUGGACACCAUUCAGUCACUAUGAUUCAGCGCUGCUGGAAACCAGUCUCAACCUAGACGAUUCUUCAUUGAUAAUUCCCGUCGAGGGUGGUCGCUACGAUGUGAACAUCAAGGAGCGUACCAAGACACCCGUUUACUGGGAGGGAAAGGCCAUCGAAGUGAGGCGCUGCUCUUGGUUCUACAAGGGAGUGGACUCCAAGUACGUGCCUUACACAGAGGAUACGGCCGCCCUGCUGGAAGCGGAAUACAAACGAUCGGCGGAGACUGGCGAGUGGCACCAGAAGAUCAUGCUGGCCAAUGGCGAGCAGGUGGUCUUCCAUGGACCCACCGUCAUCGUGCACUUCCUGCCGCAACAGAAUGCCGACACCUGGGGAGCCAGCACGCAGAGCUCCAUGCGACCGCGAGUGGUCAAGAGGGAUCUGGAUGAUUUCACCAUUGAACAGGGCGAAUCGCAGCGCGUGGAUCACCUGCUUUUCAUGGUCCAUGGCAUUGGAUCGGCCUGCGAUUUGAAAAUGCGUUCGGUGGAGGAAGUUGUUGAUGACUUCCGAUAUAUUGCCCAGCAACUGGUGCAGUCACACUACAAAAACUCCACCGACAUGGGACUGGUGGGUCGCGUUGAAGUCUUGCCCAUCUCCUGGCACGGUCACCUGCACUCCGAGGAAAUGGGCAUCGACGAAAAGCUCAAGUCCAUUACUCUGGAAUCGAUUCCACGCCUGCGAAACUUCACCAACGACACGCUGCUGGACGUGCUCUUCUACACAAGUCCAAAGUACUGCCAGAAGAUCAUGAACACGGUGGCCGAUGAACUUAACGAUGUCUACCUUAAGUACCGAAUGCGUCAUCCGGAAUUCAAUGGAGGAGUCUCGCUGGCAGGACACAGUUUGGGCUCCCUCAUCCUGUUCGAUCUGUUGUGCCAUCAGGAGCCGCUGAAAGAAAGCGAGGAGGAAAAUAAAGAGAAUCCCGACCAACUGCCGCACAAACAAGCCAGUCAGAAGGUUCAGCUGCCAACCAGCGACCUUCUGCCCAAGCAGGUCAGCUAUGCGAUGGGACAGGAGGGCACUGGUCAACCGGUGAUCACCUACACGCAGCUGAUUUUCCAUCCGAAGAAGUUCUUCGCCUUGGGCUCGCCCAUCGGAAUGUUUGUAACCAUCCGAGGAAUUGAUAAGCUGGGACUCGACUUCCACCUGCCCACGUGUCCGGGCUUCUACAACAUAUUCCAUCCCUUCGAUCCGGUGGCCUAUCGCAUCGAAGCCCUCGUCAACCCGGACAUGAAUGGCAUUCGGCCUGUGUUGAUUCCACACCACAAGGGACGCAAGCGAAUGCACCUGGAACUAAAAGAGACCAUGACACGAGUGGGUGCGGACAUCAAGCAGCGGUUCAUGGACACAUUCAAGACCACGCUGGACAGUGUAAAUUUCUUGGCCACGGUGACGAAGGUGAAAAAGGAAGCCGAGGAGUCGCUUGAGAAGGAAGCUAGCCAGACCUCUUCGCAGGCUUUACAAAAGCAAACUGAAUAUCAGGAGGAGAGCUCUGUGGCCAGUUCAUCCUACAAACUCAGAAACCGCAGCGAUUCAAAUUCAACCACAACUUCCGAUCCGGAGUUCAUAGAACUCGAUUUCCCGCUGGGCAAGCUUAACGACUCGAAGCGAGUGGACUAUGUGCUUCAAGAAGCGCCUCUGGAGUUCAUCAACGAAUACAUUUUCGCCCUGAGCAGUCAUGUGUGUUACUGGGGCUCUGAGGAUACGAUUCUGUUCGUGAUGAAGGAAAUCUACGCCAGUUUGGGCAUCAGUACCGACAGCCAGGUGCCGCAAUCCUCCAUGACCAUUGAGCGACCCGUUUCACAUGAGAGCAGUGUCAGCCAAUCGCUGUUGCCGAUAUAUGUUAUUUGUUAGCCAAAUCAUACAAAGAAUUUUCCAUAUGUGCAACUCUAACGUGGUUAAUGGUAUUAUCAAAGUAAGAAGUCUUUAUCGUUUGAGCGACUAAUCCGUUGCAAGUUCUCGAGCUUUACAAAUUGACCUAAAUAUCUACCGGAUGGGCACUUCGAGUGCUGUUUGUUAUUUUUGUAAUAUCGCCUGUGUAAUUGAAUUUGUAACAUUUAUGCUUAACAAAGUGUAUGUCUAAAAACUUUUAAAAUAAAUAAAAUAAUCAUUGUUUUCAAA